UAUCAUUCUGCAGUAUGGAACCGUGCUUAGGUACGGGGAUACGAAGCAGCGUGGUUUGGACCCCGCGCCGCUUAGUUUCCCUUCCGAUUGGGUCGUCAUCGUCGUAGUUGUCGUCGUUGCAGUGGUGCUCACAUGGGCAUGGGGGCCAUGCAAGUAUCAAGGACACCACCAACAAGCUUUUAGUUUUACGAUUUCUUUUCAUGACAUUCGGUGUCUGGAGUGGAUUUCGAAACUGAAACUGAGGCAGAGAAGGAGAGAGAGAGAGAAAGGAGAUUGGAGAGAAAGCAUGGCGGAAUCUGCGUCUGGGGAGCAAGGCCAGGAGAAGCUGCAGCAAUUCCAGGACGUGACUGGGGUGAAUGACCCUUUGCUUGCCGAACAAAUUCUCGAUGCUCAUCAGUGGGAUCUUGGCGCGGCAGUUGGCACCUUCAUGGACAAAGCGGGGGUUGAAGCUUCCAGAGCAGAUGCUAGAGGGGGGACGAUUGAUUGGGAUACACCGGACGAGACCACUGGUCUGCUUGAAAGGGGACUCGUACCGGCUUCUGUGAGCCCGUCUCAUUAUGGAGCUUCAGAGGGUUUCGUAUUACAGUCGUCCAGAUCUAACUAUGAUAGAUAUCAGGGAUCUUCUACGACGUUUGAAGGGCCUGGGGAGUUUCAUGGUACACUACCUAAUGUUCGCUACCGGCCAGGACCUCAUGUUGUGUGGAGAGUAGUUGCCCUGCCCUUCUCAAUUAUACGAGGAAGUUUCAAUCUUGUAUACGGUGCUGUAGUACUUGGGAUGUGGAUUGCAGGAGGAGUGGUUAAUCUUGGACUGGGAGCGUUGGGGUUGCAUGGGUCAGAGCGGCGAGGGAAUCAGGUCUCAUCUAUUUCACUUGGAACUGCCGAUGCGGAGGCAUUUUUGCGGAAGUUUAAGCAGGAGUAUGGGAAAGUUCAUCCUGAUUUUCAGACAAGCAGUUUUAUGGACGCUCUACGUCUUGCCGGUCAGCAGUUCAAAUUCCUAUUUGUGUAUUUGCACUCUCCUGAGCACCCAAACACGCCCUUGUUUUGUGAGAGGACGCUAUGUUCGGACUCCAUUGUUCAGUUUGUGAACGAAAAUUUUGUGGCCUGGGGUGGGGACGUGCGAGAAAGCGAUGGGUUUCAAAUGAGCAAUAAUCUCAAGGCAUCUACCUACCCUUUCUGUGCUGUUGUGAUGAGUUCGAACAAUCAACGAAUUUCACUUCUUCAGCAGGUAGAGGGUCCUAGGACAGCAGAAGAGUUAAUGUCCACGUUACAGAGAGUUGUUGAGGAACAAGGUUCAGUUCUAGUGGCAUCUCGUGUGGAGGAGGAGGAGCGACAACUUAACCGUCGUUUACGUGAGGAACAAGAUGCAGCUUUCCAAGUUGCAUUGCAAGCAGAUCAGGAGAGAGAGCGCUUGAGACAACAAGAAGUUGCAAAGAAAGUCACCGAGGAGGCAGAAGAAGAGCUGAGGAAGAAAAGGGAUGAAGAAGCCGCUCGACACGCUAUUCAAGAAACUGCAGAAAGAGAGGCAGCCUUAGAACAACGAAGAUUGGAGAAAGCCAUGGCACUGGGUGUAGAGCCUGAGAAAGGGCCUGAUGUUACGCAAGUGUUGGUACGCAUGCCCAAUGGUAACAGGAAAGAACGACGAUUUCAGAGCAGUUCAAAGGUGUCAGCGAUUUAUGACUAUAUUGAUUCAUUGGGGACACUGGGAAUUAUCAAAUAUGAUCUGGUGACCAACUUUCCUCGCGUAGUUUAUGGACCAGAGAAGCGGUGUCUAACUCUCAAAGAGGCUGGCCUGCACCCACAUGCCAGUCUUUUUGUUCUUGUGGAGGAUAACUAGGAUGUAUGAACUGUACGUUUAUGCAUUAAGGCUGUGAAAUGUCUUGCGUAAGGCCUCCUUUUUUGGAGUGCUCGGUGGUCAAUCAUGGGCUCAAGCAAAGUUAUUUUCCAGUCUGUUUCCCGUUCCAUCGCAGAAUUUUGUGAUAGACUUGAUUGCACUCGGAUUAAUUCUUUAUAUUUCGUUCGUCCCUCAAACACAAUUCAAUUGCGUCGCUUUUUAGCGCAAGAAUCCAUGAGUUUCUUUUUCCGAUUUUCCCUUGCAGUCAACGCAUAGAAUUGUGCGUCUCAUCCACUGACCUGUUUAGGCAUGGUAAAAUUCCGUGGAUUCGGCCAUCCAUUUUUCCUUU
Molecule: messenger RNA, 2180 nt
Organism: Physcomitrium patens
Lineage: Eukaryota; Viridiplantae; Streptophyta; Bryopsida; Funariales; Funariaceae
Product: plant UBX domain-containing protein 10
Biological process (GO): ERAD pathway
Cellular component (GO): endoplasmic reticulum
Molecular function (GO): ubiquitin binding
Source: RefSeq, a predicted model, not a curated record